AUGGACCAAGGAGAAGAACAAGAUCCCGAGGCCUUGGAGGAGACAUACAUGGGUGGUGGGCUAGGUCCCCUCCCAGAUCACCUUGCAAGCACAGAUCUGCAGGACGUAUUGGCAGCGGGGUCCAGAGGGGGAGAGGAACAGUUUGGGGACAGCUAUGGAAGUCAGCACGGUUCCUCAGAGGCCCAGCGAGGUGACUGUGAGGAGGAAGAGGAAGCUAAGAUGCCUUGCUCUGGUAUCAGCCUGGUGAGAAGGGUGGCAGCAGCCACACGGCGAGUCCCUCGUGCAGAGCGGCCCACCAUCUGCUCUGAGUGUGGCAAGGGCUUCAGUCGGAGCAUCCACCUCGUCCAGCACCAGCGAAUGCACACCGGGGAGCGCCCGUUCCUCUGCGGGGAUUGCGGCAAGGGCUUCAGUCAGAGCUCUCAUCUCAUCCAGCACCAGCGGAUCCACACAGGCCAGAAACCUUACACCUGUGCCGAGUGCGGAAAGAGCUUCAGCCAGAGCUCCAACCUCCUCAAGCACCGGCGCAUCCACACCGGGCUCAAACCCUACGUGUGCAGCGAGUGCGGGAAGAUCUUCAGCGACAGCUCCACCUGCAUCAAACACCAGCGUAUGCACACGGGCGAGCGGCCCUACAAGUGCCCAGCCUGCGGGAAAAGCUUCAGCCAACACUCCCACCUCCUCCAGCACCAGCGAGCCCACGACGGCAUCCGGCCUUAUGCCUGCGGGCAGUGCGGCAAACGUUUUGGGCAGAGCUCUGACCUCAUUAACCACGCUCGUACCCACACCGGGGAGAAGCCUUACAAAUGCAGCCAGUGCGGCCGGGGCUUCAGCGGCAACUCCAACCUCAUCAAGCAUACCCGCAUCCACACUGGGGAGCAGCCAUACCACUGCCCCCAGUGCGGGGAAAGCUUUCGGUUCCAGCCCCAGCUGGUGCGCCACCAGAAGCACCAUGCGGAGUAG
This is a messenger RNA of Eurypyga helias (sunbittern), 960 nucleotides long. RefSeq names its product zinc finger protein 239-like. Gene Ontology annotation, molecular function: DNA-binding transcription factor activity; RNA polymerase II cis-regulatory region sequence-specific DNA binding. The record is from RefSeq and is a predicted model, not a curated record. Bases 1 to 960 code for a protein of 319 amino acids. Lineage: Eukaryota; Metazoa; Chordata; Aves; Eurypygiformes; Eurypygidae. The transcript is spliced from 2 exons. Gene Ontology annotation, biological process: regulation of transcription by RNA polymerase II.